Aspergillus melleus is the source of this 771-nucleotide messenger RNA. RefSeq lists its product as uncharacterized. NCBI's taxonomy places the organism in Eukaryota, Fungi, Ascomycota, Eurotiomycetes, Eurotiales, Aspergillaceae. The transcript has a single exon. The record is from RefSeq and is a predicted model, not a curated record. Bases 1 to 771 code for a protein of 256 amino acids. Gene Ontology annotation, molecular function: oxidoreductase activity.
AUGUCCACCUACAACUACACCCGCCUCGCCAACAAAAACAUCCUCAUAAUCGGCGGCACCUCGGGCAUCGGCUUCGCCGUCGCAAAACACGCCCUCGCCGCCAACGCCCACGUCACGAUCGUCUCGUCCUCCGCCACCCGCCUCGCCUCCGCGCUCUCGCGUCUCCAAACCGAAUUCCCCACCUCGACCAUCACCGGCGAAACCUGCGACCUGUCGCACCCCUCCAUCGAAGCCGACCUGGAAGCGCUCUUCGCGAAACUGCCCCGCCCGAUUCACCACAUCGUGUAUACGGCGGCGGACCCGCCCGCUAUCAUGCCCUUAUCCGCCGUGUCGCGCGACGCGAUCCUAGCAACGGGCCAGCUGCGUCUCGUGGCGCCCAUCCUCGUCGCGAAGGUGGGGAGCCGCUAUCUGGCCCCUGGGCCGGAGAGCUCGAUCACGCUGACCACGGGCGCUGGCUGGGAACGGCCGAAUGCGGAGUGGACGGUCAUGGCGGGGUACCUGGGUGGGUUGGUCAGUGUGGCGCGGAACCUGGCGUUGGAGUUGAAGCCGGUGCGGGUGAAUGCGGUGUCGCCUGGGGUGGUGGAUACCGAGAUGUGGGAUGGGUUGCCGAGGGAGCAGAAGGAGGGCAUGUUUAAGUUUUUUGAGGGGCGGUUUCCUACGGGGAGGGUGGCGGGGCCGGAGGAUGUGGCGGAGGCGUAUGUGUAUUUGAUGAGGGAUUGGAAUGCGACGGGGAGGGUGUUGGGGACGGAUUCGGGGGCUUCCAUUGUCUAA